CUUUAAACCUUGUCUCUAUUUUUUUGUUAAGAGUGUUGUUACGCGAGCUGUCAAAGUACAAGGCACCUAAAGGGGGUGUGCGUGGCGAUGCAAGAAUCCGCCAGCGAAGAUAACUUCCGCUAUCUGUUGUGGGGAGUCGGAGCAUUGGUUUUUAAGCAAUACAGGGAGCUCUCACCGCAAGCAAAAGCAGAGGAGAGCAAAGGGCAAUGUCCAGCGUGAGAAUACCUCCCACAGCUUCGGCUGUUUCGUCCACCAUCAAACACCUGGGUUACAAUCCCAGAUUUUUCACAAGCCAUGGAGGAGCAAAAGGAGUAAAAAGAGUAGGAGGAGAGAGAAGAAAGUACAGUAUUACAAUGUCUUCUCCUCUCGAAGUCUGCGUCAAGGCUUCCGUCAUAAUCCCCAACAAGCUCGGUGACUGUCCCUUCUCACAAAGGAUUCUGCUGACUCUCGAGGAAAAACAUCUCCCUUAUGAAAUGAAGUUGGUAGAUUUGACUAACAAGCCAGAAUGGUUCUUAAAAAUCAGUCCAGGCGGUACAGUUCCUGUUAUGAAACUUGAUGAAAAAUGGAUAGCCGACUCAGAUGUGAUUGCUCAGUCCUUGGAAGAAAAGUACCCAGAUCCCCCUUUGGGAACCCCACCUGAGAAGGCUUCAGUUGGGUCUAAGAUCUUCCCUGCAUUUAUUGGUUUCCUUAAAAGCAAAGACCCCAGUGAUGGGACAGAGCAGACAUUACUGAACGAGCUAGCUUCUUUUGAUGAUUAUAUAAAAGAAAAUGGCCCUUUUAUCAAUGGGAAAGACAUAUCUGCUGUUGACUUGUCUCUUGGACCAAAACUAUACCAUCUAGAGAUUGCUUUGGGGCAUUACAAGAAGUGGACGGUUCCAGAUUCUCUUCCCUUUGUGAAGUCUUACAUGAAGAAUAUCUUCUCCAUGGAGUCUUUUGUCAAGACCCGAGGUCUUCCAGAGGAUGUUAUUGCUGGAUGGCGUCCAAAGGUGAUGAGUUAAAGCAGUUUGGAGCUAUCAUUUUCCUUGCUUACCCUUCUGUUCACUAUUUCAAAAAAUGGAUUUCAUAAUAGGAUAGUCCUACAGAUCAUAUCUAAACUCAAAUGUCUCCCAAUAUGGCUUUGCUGGUCACAAGGCCUUUGUGUCGGGGCGUGUGAUGAUUCCAAUGGUUCUUGAUAUCUCAAUUCCAUCUGUUUUCUUCAUGAUAAAAUAAGAAA
This is a messenger RNA of Vitis vinifera (wine grape), 1213 nucleotides long. Its product is annotated as glutathione S-transferase DHAR3, chloroplastic. Gene Ontology annotation, molecular function: glutathione dehydrogenase (ascorbate) activity. The transcript is spliced from 6 exons. The coding region runs from base 207 to 998 and encodes 263 amino acids. Gene Ontology annotation, biological process: protein glutathionylation; ascorbate glutathione cycle; cellular oxidant detoxification. Lineage: Eukaryota; Viridiplantae; Streptophyta; Magnoliopsida; Vitales; Vitaceae. The record is from RefSeq and is a predicted model, not a curated record.